This is a messenger RNA of Aspergillus affinis, 3048 nucleotides long. Its product is annotated as putative spindle pole body component. NCBI's taxonomy places the organism in Eukaryota, Fungi, Ascomycota, Eurotiomycetes, Eurotiales, Aspergillaceae. Gene Ontology annotation, molecular function: microtubule minus-end binding; gamma-tubulin binding. The transcript is spliced from 2 exons. Bases 1 to 3048 code for a protein of 1015 amino acids. Gene Ontology annotation, cellular component: centrosome; gamma-tubulin small complex; spindle pole. The record is from RefSeq and is a predicted model, not a curated record. Gene Ontology annotation, biological process: cytoplasmic microtubule organization; spindle assembly; meiotic cell cycle.
AUGUCUGCCCGACACCCCUCACGUCCACGUCGCGUCGAUGAGGCCCUUUACCAGCUGGUCGAAUUACUCUCCCCUCCGCUGCCGCUGUCGGCCAUUGGCCACGACGGCGACGAUACCGAGACCUUCGCCGCGCUCGAAACCCAGCGGAAUCGCGAGAGCCACGAGCGCUCAUGGCGCAUUAUCGAUGCCUACGCAAACUCGUCCAAUGAUUCGGCGUCGCCCUCCGGUGCGGCGGGCUUGGGAAUAAACCGCAGAGGAAGCUUGGCCGGCGGAGAGAACAUCAACAAUGCGCCGGAUCUCAUCAAGCGGAAGCUAUUGCGGGAAAACGCCAGCCCCGAUAAGGCGGUGCGGUUCUCGAAUAUGUACUCGCGUCUGUUGACCCAGCCGGUGCUGUCGCAGAAAUGGGCCAUCCUCUACCUACUGUAUCGGCUGUCGAAUCGGGAUGACAAUGAGAAAUUUGUGGAUGAUGGGGAAAGGAGCCGGAGUCCCCAGAUGGAGCCUGAUAAUUUGCAAAAUAUGCUCUGGAAAGGUCAGCGGCCGAGGCGAGGGACCGGGCCUCGCAUGGCUGAUAAUUGGGACGAGGAAGGCCCGGCCAUCAGCUCGUCUGCGUCGCAAUUGCCGGCACGGAAGGCAUCCUUGCGACGACCGGAACGAGCUGAACGGCUUGAACGACUUGAGAACGACGCGGACCUGGAGCCCGAGAGAUUCCCAGAGCAAAUGGUUCCCCGUGACCAGGCGGAUGACACCCCCCGAGGUUCCUUUACUGCGGAGGAGCAGGGAGCCGCUCAGCGCCCGUCAACUGCAGACGCGCAGAAGAAUUUGACUCGACCUGCUGAACAUGGCUUGCUGCGCGAUCUUCCGUUCAAUCUGCAAGGCCUGUCUUCUUCGAGUCUCGAGUUCACCUCCGCUUCUGUCAUCAAAUUGCCACCGUCGCUUCCUAUCCCGAUGAUCUCACUCCUAAAUACCAUCGCCGAGCCAUGUCUACUGUAUCGGAAGCUGUCUGCUUUUGUCGAAGAUGACAGUGGUGGUCUUCUUAACCAGAGUCUACGUGCAGCUCUCUCGAAUGAGCUUCGGUCUUACCUAGGCCUCAUUGCAACCUUGGAAGGAGAGAUUCGGCGGGCAUUGGCUGCCUCGGAGGACCCCAACAAUUCCAACAGCGCGUCUAAAAGUGGUGUUACGCUGAAGCGGUGCGCCGUAUGGACAAGAGAUGCGACAAUGGCGCUACGUUUGAUGAGUCUCAUUGUUGAGGAGGCACAGAACAAGAAAGGUGGCCAACUCAUAUCUUUGAUCCAUGGGUUCUCGACUUCUCAUGGUGACCCUUUCGUCUGCGCCUUCGCAGAAAAACUUCUUGCACAUAUCACAAGGCCGUUCUACGAUAUGCUUCGCUUGUGGAUCUACGAUGGAGAGCUUUCUGAUCCUUUCAAGGAGUUUUUCGUUGUCGAGCCCGAGUUUAGACCCGCCACGGAUCCGCGACGCAUUGCGACGAGUGUGUGGGAAGAUAAAUACAAGUUGGACGACGAGAUGGUGCCUUCCAUCAUUACACAAGAUUUUGCCAAGAAGGUGUUUCUUAUUGGAAAAUCUCUCAACUUCAUACGGUAUGGCUGCGGGGAUUCUGGCUGGGUAGAGGCCUACUCCAAACAAGCCUCGAAAGAAUUGCGAUAUGGCGAUACGGCCAGUCUUGAGACGUCGAUCGACGAGGCGUAUAAGACUACGAUGGCGCAACUCAUUCACCUCAUGAAUGACAAAUUCAAGUUGUUCGAUCACCUGAAGGCCUUGAAGAAGUAUUUGCUGCUUGGGCAGGGAGAUUUCAUUGCCUUGCUAAUGGAAUCGCUGGCCUCAAACCUCGACCGGCCUGCCACUUCGCAGUACAGGCACACUUUGACCGCUCAACUGGAACACGCUAUCCGUGCAUCGAACGCACAAUACGAUUCGCCAGAUGUCCUUCGGCGCUUGGAUGCUCGCAUGUUAGAGCUCAGUCACGGUGAUAUUGGUUGGGAUUGUUUCACGCUCGAAUACAAGAUCGAUGCUCCGGUGGAUGUCGUCAUUACAUCCUGGGCCUCCACACAGUACCUCAAGAUGUUCAACUUUCUUUGGCGGGUGAAACGAGUCGAGUUUGCUCUAGGCAGUACGUGGCGGCGAUGCAUGACUGGCGCCCGGGGUGUCCUGGGCAGCGUCGACGAUAAGGUUGGGCCGGAUUGGAAGCGGGCAAGAUGCGUUAUCGCUGAAAUGAUCCACUUCGUCUGUCAGCUACAGUGGUACAUCCUUUUCGAGGUCAUUGAGUCCAGCUGGAACGAUCUGCAAGCCCAAGUUUCCAAGCCAGGAUGCACAUUAGAUGACCUCAUUGAGGCGCAUACCGCCUACCUCAAUUCCAUCACGCGCAAGGGUCUCCUCGGCUCCACGUCAGCGGCGAACAAGCAUCAGGAAGAGACGUUUUUGACGCAGCUCCACCAGAUCUUGAAGAUCAUGCUUGCUUAUAAAGACGCCGUCGACGGGCUGUACUCCUUCUCGGUCGCAGAGUUCACACGAGGGCAGGAACUGAGCGCGCGGAUCGAGACUCGCACGGCGCAAGGCCGCUGGGGUGUCACGGAGCGCGAUCUUCUGGGACAGACGCAGGGACAUAAGAAUUCCAUGUCCUCGGUAUCUGGGACGCCGACCGUCGGAAACGCCGGCGACGGUACCAACACGCCCUCGUCUCUCAUGAACCAUGAUCUUUCCGUGGACGACCACAUGCUUUCCUCGCUGCGGACUCGCCUCCGUGAGCUCUCUGCCGAGUUCCGAUCACGACUGAACAUUUUCCUCGGUGACAUUGCCUACCAUUCCGAGACGGACAUGCGGUUCCUUGGUGUGGCCAUGAACUUCAACGACGUUUACGAACCGGCUCGCAGGAGGCGCACCACAGGAGUGAGCUCUCGGGAUCGCGAGCGGGCACGACGCAAGGCGGCCGCCUCCAAUGGAGAAAGCAGCUCGCAACGAGAGGCGAAGCGUGAGAAGGAGAAAGAGAGACGGGAAGUUGAUGGUAGCGGCAAUGCGAGUGGAAGUGGAACCUAA